Messenger RNA from Fusarium coffeatum, 2949 nucleotides. RefSeq lists its product as uncharacterized. Gene Ontology annotation, biological process: mRNA splicing, via spliceosome. Gene Ontology annotation, molecular function: U5 snRNA binding; GTPase activity; translation elongation factor activity. The record is from RefSeq and is a predicted model, not a curated record. Gene Ontology annotation, cellular component: U4/U6 x U5 tri-snRNP complex; cytosol; U2-type catalytic step 2 spliceosome. The coding region runs from base 1 to 2949 and encodes 982 amino acids. Lineage: Eukaryota; Fungi; Ascomycota; Sordariomycetes; Hypocreales; Nectriaceae. The transcript has 5 exons.
AUGGAUGAUCUCUACGACGAGUUUGGUAACUUCAUUGGCGAGGAGGCCGAGUCAGAGGAGGGCUCCGAGGUGGGUGUUGAGGCGAGCGACUACGUCUACGAUGAUGAGCCAGAGGCCCCCAGUGUGACGGGCCAGGAGCUCAUGGAGCUUGACGAUGGACCAUCCAACGCGAUCAUACUUCACGAGGACAAACAGUACUAUCCGACCGCCGAACAGGUGUACGGUGCCGAUGUUGAAACCCGUGUCGAGGAGGAGGACGCCCAGCCGCUGACCCAACCCAUCAUCGCGCCCAUCGAGCAGAAGAAGUUCAACAUCGAGGAAGCCGAUCUCCCACCCGUCUUUUUCGACCGCGAAUUCAUGACAGACUUGAUGAACUUUCCCGAACAAACACGAAACGUAGCGUUGGCAGGACAUCUACACCAUGGAAAGACGGCGUUUAUGGAUAUGUUGGUUCUUGAGACACACGAUAUCACGGAUCGAUUAGAACGAAGAGUUGGAAAGCACCGCGACGAACAAUUGCGAUACACAGAUAUCCACAUCUUGGAGAGGGAACGAGGUCUAUCUAUCAAAGCUGCACCAAUGAGUCUUGUGCUACCCAGCACCAAGGGCAAGUCGCAUCUUGUCAACCUGAUCGAUACCCCUGGACACGUCAACUUCGUCGAUGAAGUUGCUGCCUCUUUCCGAUUAGUCGACGGUGUUUGCUUGGUGGUGGACGUGGUCGAGGGAGUUCAGAUCAACACAGAGCAGAUCAUCAAGCAUGCUGUUCUUGAGGACAUCCCUCUGACUCUCAUCAUUAACAAGAUGGAUCGCCUCAUCCUUGAGCUGAAGCUACCGCCCAAGGACGCAUACUUCAAGCUGAAGCACGUUGUUGAGGAGGUCAACACCAUUAUCACAAACACAGCGCCCACCAAGGCUGCUUCAAAGCGUAUAAGCCCCGAAAAGGGCAAUGUUCUCUUUGCUUGCACGGAUAUGGGCUGGUGUUUUACACUACCAAGCUUCGCCAAGAUGUACACAGAUACCUUCGGAGAUAUCAACGUCGACGAGUUCGCGAAGCGAUUAUGGGGCGACAUCUACUACAACCCGAAAAAGCGAAACUUCUCACGAAAGCCUAUCGACGAGCGCUCAGCACGCUCAUUCGUUCACUUUAUCCUCGAACCCAUCUACAAGAUCUUCACCCACUCCAUCAGCGACAGUCCCGAGCAAUUGAAGCCGGUCUUGGCUUCAUUGGGUAUCGAGCUUAAGCCUUCUCAGUACAAGGCCGAUGCCAAGGUACUCCUCAAGCUAGUUUGCGAGCAGUUCUUCGGUCCUUCGACCGGCUUUGUGGAUAUGAUUGUCAAGCAUAUCCCAUCUCCCAUUGAGACUGCUGAGCGGUUAUUGGAGAGAUACUAUACCGGUCCUGUAGAUACCAAGGUCGCUGCCUCGAUGAAGGCUUGUGAUCAGGACGGACCAUUGGUCGUGCAUAUCACAAAGCUCUUCAACACAUCAGACGCCAAGAGCUUCCAUUCUUUCGGUCGUGUACUGAGUGGUACCGUCCGACCAGGUAUGCAAGUUCGUGUGCUUGGUGAGGGUUACUCUCUGGACGAUGAGGAAGAUAUGGCUAUGGCGAAUAUUGCUGAAGUCUUUAUCGGCGAAACAAGAUAUAACAUUCCUACAGAUGGUGUUCCCGCCGGUAAUCUCGUCCUACUAAGUGGUGUCGAUAAUUCCAUCGUCAAGUCAGCUACCAUCCUUCCUCCCAAGCUCGAAGACGACGAGGACGCCUAUAUCUUUAGACCCAUCACACAUUUCACAGAAUCAGUUCUCAAGGUCGCCGCUGAGCCCAUCAACCCUUCAGAACUUCCCAAGAUGCUUGACGGUCUAAGAAGGAUUCAAAAAUCAUACCCCCUUAUCAAGACCAAGGUCGAGGAGUCAGGAGAGCACGUCGUCCUUGGAACUGGAGAGCUGUACAUGGACUGUGUACUGCACGACUUGCGUCGUCUGUACGCCGAUAUGGAUAUCAAGAUUUCUGAUCCUGUCACAAGAUUCUGCGAGACCGUCGUCGAGACAUCAGCGACAAAGUGUUACGCCAUCACACCAAACAAGAAGAACAAGAUCACGAUGGUUGCUGAGCAGUUGGAGAAGGGUAUCUCAAAUGACAUUGAGAGCGGAGCAGUCCGCAUCCGCGAUCCCAUUCGAAAGACUGCUAAGUUCUUCGAGGAGAAGCACGGCUGGGACAAGCUUGCUGCUCGCAGUAUCUGGGCAUUUGGACCUGAAGACACAGGUCCCAACAUCCUUCAGGACGACACACUUCCCACUGAGGUGGACAAGAAAACCCUCAACGCAGUCAGGGAAUCCAUUCGACAAGGAUUUAGCUGGGCCACCCGCGAGGGACCCUUGUGUGAAGAACCGAUACGAAACACCAAGUUCAAGGUUACAGAUGUCCUUCUGGCCAACGAGGCCAUCUUCCGUGGAGGCGGCCAGAUCAUCCCCACCUCCCGACGAGCAUGUUAUUCCUCGUUCCUUAUGGCUUCGCCUCGACUUAUGGAGCCCGUCUAUUCAGUCUCUGUGACGGGACCUGAAGAGUCAUACAUGGAGGUCUAUAAUGUGCUCUCACGUCGUCGUGGCCAUGUGCUAUCAGACGGUCCCGUCGCCGGUACCCCGUUAUAUCGCGUGAACGGUCUGCUACCAGUCAUCGACAGUUUCGGUUUCGAAACAGAUCUACGAAUCAAGACUCAGGGUAGUUCCAUGGUGAGUCUUGUCUUUGACAGCUGGAGUAUCGUGCCUGGUGAUCCUCUCGAUCGCGAGCAGAUCAUCCGUCCUCUCCAGCCUGCUACUGCCCAAGCCACCGCUCGUGAUUUCGUCCUCAAGACACGACGACGCAAGGGUCUCAGCGAAGACGUCAGCGUUAAGACCUUCCUUGAGCCUGAAUUCUACCAGAGCUUAAUGGAGAGCGGUAUGCUAGGGGAGAUCUAA